AUGACUUCAAUCGAGAACAUCUUCAACAAGCGCAAGAUCGCUGUCCUCGGUUCUCGCGCUGUCGGCAAAUCAUCACUUAUCAUUCAAUUUACCGACAACGUCUUUCACCCAAACUACUUCCCCACAAUCGAGAACACUUUCACCAAGCAAAUCAACUACAAGGGCAGGGAAUAUGACUGCGAUAUCAUCGAUACAGCCGGUCAGGACGAAUACACUCCACUCCACUCGCGUCAUAGCAUUGGUGUCCAUGGCUACAUCCUCGUUUAUUCCGUCACCAAUCGAGUGUCCUUUGAAAUGGUCAAGAAGGUUCAUGAUAAGAUAAUUACUCAGAGCGGGAUGGCCAACAUCCCGUGCGUCGUCGUUGGGCAAAAGAGUGACUUGGCGGAUUCAAGGCAGGUACCGGAGGAAGAAGGGGCUCGUCUCGCAAAAGAGCUGAAAUCAGCCUUUAUAGAGACGAGCGCAAAAGAUGCCUCCCAUAUCCAGGAUGUUUUCGACAAAGCCCUUGACGAAAUCGAGAAGAGGGCGUUACCAGGCUCGCAGGCACCAUCAAAGGAGAGUUCUGGAUGCAUCAUCAUGUAA
Messenger RNA from Cantharellus anzutake, 579 nucleotides. Its product is annotated as small GTPase superfamily. Gene Ontology annotation, biological process: small GTPase-mediated signal transduction. The transcript is spliced from 4 exons. The record is from RefSeq and is a predicted model, not a curated record. Gene Ontology annotation, cellular component: plasma membrane. Bases 1 to 579 code for a protein of 192 amino acids. NCBI's taxonomy places the organism in Eukaryota, Fungi, Basidiomycota, Agaricomycetes, Cantharellales, Hydnaceae. Gene Ontology annotation, molecular function: GTPase activity; GDP binding; GTP binding.